Molecule: messenger RNA, 1589 nt
Organism: Octopus sinensis (East Asian common octopus)
Lineage: Eukaryota; Metazoa; Mollusca; Cephalopoda; Octopoda; Octopodidae
Product: GATA zinc finger domain-containing protein 14
Exons: 2
Coding region: 391-1272 (293 amino acids)
Source: RefSeq, a predicted model, not a curated record
GCUGCUGCUACCGCUGCGGCUUCUGCUGCUGCUUGUGCUGUUCUCAUUUCUGGUUGUACCGUUCUCUUUACCAGUUGUCCACUACGGAACAGCGUUAAAGGGAAGCUGAUUAGACAAAUCUAGAAACACAUCUCGUGUGUGUGUGCGUCGUGUAGUUGAUGUAUAGCAACAGAUAGAUUGUAUACAUCAUUAGAUAUAGACAUACAGAUAUAUAUAUAUAUAUAUGUACAUGUAAAUAUAUAUAUCUAGCUAUAUAAUUUGGUGUGCGUAUAUAUACAACCGUGGGUAAAUAGAACCGUCUUGUGGUAUAUUCUCUCAUCUCGAGUGGUAACAGGCGUUAUCAUCGCUUGCAACAAGAGUCUUCCUCACACAAGACACGUGCCAGCGCUGAUGAGCCCCAGGAUGUGGACGAAAGCGGUUUUCGUUAUCUGUCUCCUCUUUAUUGGAGUUGACAGUGUCUUCGGAAAGGGACUUCGUAUAUCGAAAAGGGAAGCCGAGGUAAUCAAGAAUUUGAACACUGAAAGUAAUGGUCGAAGAGUGAAAAAAGUGGGUCAGAAUGAGGGUUCAUUGGCCCCGCAAGGCAAGGAUUUGAGUAAUUCUCGGGAACGUCUGUUGAUGUAUGCAAAGCGUAUGUAUGAAACUCGCAAUAGUUUGGCUAAUAAGGAACCGCAUAAAAAUGCCGAGAAACAGAAAAAAGACAAACCAGAACCUCUGCUAAUCAGAAGCAAAAGACGUAAUCUUGAGCAACCUGAAUCUACCAAUCACCUUCUUGCUCGGGAGAAGCGUUUGAGCCCACGAGACCAUUCUAAGAACUCGGGACACCACCACAAUUCUCACAACAAAAACAUGCAACACAAAAUGAAAGGCAAAGGAAAUUCUCAUAACGAUGAUUUAAGGUUAGCAAAAGACCCCCUUUCGGAUAUUGAACAAAAACACUCUACUAAGCUCGCAUCUUUCAAGAAAAAUGGUGAAAUGUCCCGCAGAGUGAACGGCAAAAAGAAUGAUCACAAAGGAAAACGAGAGGAUAAAAGGCAUCAUAACAACGAUCAUCACAAGAAAAUGAAGGCUUUUAAGAAAAUAAACAAGAAGAAACAUGAUGAGCAUAAGGCAGAGCAUCAUUUUAAAAAUGGUCACUCUCACGGUAAGGCGAAGAAUUCCAACAAAUGGAAGAACCAUGACAAGUCUAAUUUUCAUAAGAAAAACAACAAGAAACAUCUUUCCCAUAAGAACCAGGAUCUUACGAUAGUUAAGAGGAAAGACAUUAAAUUCUAAAAAAAAAAAAAAAAAUUAUAUCAUGGUGUAGUAAUCGGUUCCAAAUUGUUUGGUCAGUAUCUUACUUGUGUGAAUUUCCACAGAUAGCUACUUUUUUUCAACGUCCAUUUGUACUUAUAUAUAAAUAUACAUAAAUAUAUUUCCUAUUCGCUCACAGCUUGCCACCAACUGGUUCCUCCUAUAUUGAUCCCCCGCACAUUGUUGUACCUUGCAGUUUUUAUGAAGAAAUCUCGUUUCAUAUGAAUACUCUGUUGUUUGAUUUUCUACAAUAUGAAGAUAUUCGCAAAUUCAUUUUACAAAGACAAUAUAUAUAUAUA